AUCGCACGGACAUGGUAAAUUAUUUCAUGGCCGCUCGGUCGCUUCUCCCACCUUGCCGGAUUAACUGGACAAAAUCGGGCAUCCCUGUGAAGGGCUCCAAUCUCUGUUCCGAGACAAAAUCUGCCUAGAGAGCUCGGGAAAAUGUGUUGGAUCAAUUUAUUACGAGUGACAAUGGAUGAUUUAUGAGGGAUCCUGAUUGAUUAGGCUGUGGCUACAAGUAUUGCGCGCUAGUGAAGUGCUAGUGCAAGACUGCUUGGGCUCACUAUAGACAAAAGGUCUCGGAGCAAAAGAUAGGGAGAGAAAAAAAGCACUCAAAUGAUAAGAGAUUGCCACACUCGUACUUUCCACCCAGUGAGCCCCCAGCACCCUCCUGCCGGCCUUUCCAGCUACCAUAUUUGGGGGGUGAACCACACGGGCUACUAAUCAUACCCGAAGAUCAUUCACCCCCGAGUGAAAGAAUGGGGAAACUAGUGAAUCCGCAGAUGCACAGUAGACACCGCAACAGUUGAAACCCGUUCUGAGCAAACGGGCUUGCAGAGUAGAUCAGGUCCGGCUGGCCCGCGGAGAUCUGGGCGCCAGGCUGGAUUAGUCCUUUCACUCGAGCAGGAGAGCUUUUCGGCUGCUGGCCAGCAAUCCAGUACAGCGCAGGUGGCAUCCAGCUCUCUUCAGGCAAGGGCCCACCCGCGGCCAAAUUAUCCUGUCCUUUGCCCGCGAAAUACGAUGAGGUACCUGCCCCGGGUUGUGCUGUACGAGUACUGUGGGCUCGAUACAGACAUAUAUACGGCCAACCUACGGUGGGUCCCCGAGCCUCGGCUAACUGACAUCAUAUUAUGACAUUUGCACUGUCGCACAACUGUGCGUGAGGUAGAAAGCGCGGGAUGGCGAGGUUGCAUUGGGGUGUUCCGGGCGCUUCUAGAGGGGACAAGACCCGAGAGUCGAAGUAAAUAUUCCGCGAUACGGGAAUAAUCGUCGAACAUCGCGGCAGGCACCGCGAGGGUGUGAGCUGGACACCGUCGCUCUUGACCCUUUUUCGCGAGAAGUCUUCGGACUCGGUGGUUUUGCGGCGUGGGAGAUGGGGUAAAAAAAUGGUGAGAAGGAGAGUUCGCACGUUUGGCAUGCGGAGUAUACCGGUAUAUAUUAGGGGUGAUAGCUUCCUGACAAGACGGUCUUCACGGUGGUAUGAUAGAAAGGCAGAGGACGUUAUUGAUAAGCUUAUAACGCUACUGCAAGGGAAUCUUGGCGUUGGAGAGCUUCGGUUGCCUUUUCUUUCUUCCCUGCCUCUUUUUUCUCCCACUUCCGUCAAUCACGCCUAACCCACCACCCGCCGCCUCACAUCACCCAACCCAACUCCGAGAAGGGCCACCGCCCUCUAUUUAACAGGAGAGGGGUAGAAUAACCAUAUCCUCCCCACAAUCACGGAUACCCCACAGGUAAAUCCAAUUCGCAAUGGCAUCACCAAGCUCUCCGGUGAAGAAGCGACCGCGAACACAAUCCCUCCCCUCACUACCAAGCCUCACGGCGGAGCAAGCCGUCCCCAUCUCGGCUGAGGACAGAGAUUCAAAACGGCUAAUUGUCGUCCUGGCGCGGGCGUGCCUCGAGACGCACAAAGUCUCGGCCAACGGAGGGGAGAAGUACGUCCUUCUCAACUCCGACGAUCACAUUGGAGUUUUGAAGAAGAUGGGUCGAGAUAUCAGUGACGCCCGGCCGGAUAUUCUCCACCAGGUCUGUUUGAAUUCACCCCAUCCGCUGUCCGUUUUCUAGUCCCCCCCCCCCACGAUCCCCAUUGCCCUCACAUAUUGCAGGUCUUCCUUCUCCUUCCCUUCUUUCGCACAGUCCGAAAUAAGGGUUGGCGCGGAGGAGGAUUUCAGACAUCCAUAAACACACAUACCUGCAAGAAGAGCGUUCGCCAGAAGUUCAACCUCUCUAACGGGACGUGCAACAUAUUGCGCUUUCAACAGUGCCUCCUCACACUACUGGACAGUCCCGUGAACAAAGCCGGAAAGCUCCAAGUCUACAUCCAAUCCACCAAGGGCGUCCUCAUCGAGGUGAACCCUACCGUGCGAAUACCGCGGACGUUCAAGCGCUUCGCUGGUCUAAUGGUGCAACUGCUACACAAGCUGUCCAUCCGAUCGACCUCUUCCAGUGAGAAACUGCUCAAGGUCAUUAAAAAUCCCGUCUCUCAGUACCUCCCGCCGAAUUGCCGCAAGGUGACGCUAUCCUGGGAAGCGCCCGUUAUGAACGUCCGGGAGUAUAUUUCCGGACUUGAGGACAACGAGAGCAUCUGCGUUGUCGUGGGCGCCAUGGCAAAGGGAAAGGAUGACUUUGCUGAUGGGUGGGUUGAUGAAAAGAUUGGUGUCAGCAAUUACUCGCUGUCGGCGAGUGUUGCUUGCAGUAAGUUUUGUCAUGCUGCCGAGGAUGUUUGGGGGAUAUUGUAGUGUUUCCCUUCCCUCCUUCACUGUACUGCUACUUGUCGAUAACUUCUUUUCUCCUUUUUUCUCUUCACUUCUCCAUUCUUCCAGUCAAACCCCACAACAAAAAAACAAAAACAUACGAAAUGGGUACUAUAAAGAAACUAAAAAAACAGGGGAAAAAUUACCAGCCCAUGGCGUUCAACAGGCAUUGGGUUACAUGGCCUUUUUUUCUCUUUUUCUUUUUUUUUCUAGGUUCAUUCUCAUCUCUCCGUACUUCUUGAUCGGUCUCCCUAGGGAUUCUUGUCUUCGUUUUAGAAAAGGAAAAGGGCGAAUACCUCAACGUAUAUUAUUGUUGUCAGCGUUGUCUUUUUUAUUUUUAUUUUAUUUCUACGUCGAUUCUCAUGUCUACGAUAUGCUGUUUUUGCUGGGACGAGGUGUGGUGGUCUAGUUUUCAAUAGUACUUGUACUGAUACUGUACUGUACUCGU
Tuber aestivum (summer truffle) is the source of this 2898-nucleotide messenger RNA. The record is from the annotation of a GenBank genome assembly. Lineage: Eukaryota; Fungi; Ascomycota; Pezizomycetes; Pezizales; Tuberaceae.